UCCUGUUGACGUUAACGGAGCGCAUUAGCUGUCAGGUACCAUUCUAACUGACUACCGCAGCGAGAGGCGUUGUAUCCCCAGCAUGGCGUCCGACGAGCUGGCUAAGAAGCUGCAGUCGCGGCUCGUUGCUUCAGAGGAGACCGAACCGAGGCCCGAAUCCGAGCAGAGCCCGGUACGAGCCCCAACGCACGAGCCCGAUGACGCCAGCGGCGACCUGCCUUCCGAGUCCGAGCUGGCCGCUAAACUGAACCGCAGGCUGGACAUCAAUGAUGGGACCUCCGCUCCUCGGAUGAGCCGCGUCUUUAACCCGUACACCGAGUUCAAGGAGUUCUCCCGCAAGACAAUCAAAGACUUGGAGGCGAUGUUCAAACGGUAUGAUACAGGAAGAGAUGGCUUCAUUGACCUGAUGGAGCUGAAGCUAAUGAUGGAGAAGCUUGGAGCUCCGCAGACCCACCUGGGCCUGAAGAACAUGAUCAAAGAGGUGGAUGAGGACUUUGAUGGCAAACUGAGCUUCAGAGAGUUCCUGCUCAUCUUCCGUAGAGCAGCGGCUGGAGAGCUUCAGGAGGAAAGUGGACUGAUGGCUCUGGCCAGGCUGUCUGAGAUCAAUGUCUCGGCUGAAGGAGUGAUGGGGGCCAAGGACUUCUUUGAAGCCAAGGUGCAGGCGCUGUCUCAGAGCUGCAAGUUUGAGGCUGAGAUUCGGGAGGAAAAAGAAGAACGCAAGAGGCAGGAGGUGGAGAAGAAGGAGCGGCAAGCUGCCUUCAAGCAGCUGCAGUCAAACUUCCACUCAUGACCACUCCAUCCUCACAAAUCUGAGAUGUAAACAUUUAGCCUCACCUUCCACUCACACAGCACUCAGAGCGAGCUGCUGUCUAACAAAAUAAAACACAUGUAUUCUCUAAAUUCAUUGGAGCGGGAGCAAAACCAUGACUUAUCUCCAGGAAUCGUCUCCGUGCGUCGGUCUUCAUCCCGAGACGAUCUGAAAUCAUUUGUUUAGUGAAUCCGUCGUGCUCUCUCUGUCUGGUCACGAUCUGUGCCAUGGAUGUUCUGUGUUCUAAACGUGUUCAUGUUUUACUGUGAGGUUCUUUAACUUAGCAUAAACAUCAGUGAUGUUGCUGUGGUUCUGUCUGCUCUGACUUUAGCUUCCACCGGCGUUCCUGUUUCCUUCCGCGUGUUCCGCUCUGAAAACCAACACGUACCGUUUCACACGCCGUACAGGUGUUUUUGACUAAGGGCCACACAUUUAAAGGAGAUGAUCUGUUCUUUAUUUAGUUUUGAUGUGAUUAAACGAGACGGUUGAUCUAAAUUUCACAUCUCAGUACAGAAGAUCUUAGUGUUAGGGUUAUACAAACCCUAAUGUUAGCUCGUAGUUAGGAACAUAGAACAGAUAAACGGGUAAAAUCAUUAGUGUAGGAUCUCCCCUGGAGCAGGUUAGACCCAAUCCACCUUUCUUUACUUUACUACUGCUUAUCGCUCCAUUUUAUGCAUCUAAACGCUGUCACUGUAGGCCCAGUGGAGCCUGUUCUACCUUUAUUCUCACUGUUUCUCGCUCUUCUUGCAGCUUGUAAAUCAGAAUAUGAAUGGCUGUGUGUGAGCAGGGAUGACUAACGGUUGGCCCAGCGUCAGACGAGAAGGUGUUUGUAGGUUUGAAUCAGGAAAGCUGGACUAGCCUAGAACGUGUCCUGUUCUGAACAUCAAGGCUUGUGGCUCGACUCAUUCUGUUGCUUGAUUCUUGCAGAGAAAUGAUUGUUUCUUAUAACAUAUCCUUAACUUGCUCCUGUUCUCUGCCUAAGUCCUUGUCAGCAGCACAGUAAAUAAUUACAAAUACACAGUAUUGUAUAAAUAACGAAGGAGCUUGUUCCUCUUAUGGUGUUGGCCUGAGAGCAUUUUACCUCGACUGUUGACGAGCCAUCCUGUAAAUCUGAGUAAACGUCACUUUUUAGAGCCUGUAAAAUGACUGAGAUGAGUUUAUUUUCCUUGUGAAAUGGCAGAAUGUGUCCUGAAAUCCUGCGUGGAGAGCCCGUGUCUGCUUUAGACCAAUCAUUGUGUGACUGUGAGCAGGCCCGGGAUCAGAUGAUGGUCCUGCGGCGUUAUUGUUGAAGGGUCCAUGUCACUAAACCAUCCUUAUGGCUCAGAUUUUCGUCAUGCUGGGUUUAAGAAGCUGGUUGGUGUUGAGAGGUCUCAGAUCUUUCUUAUUUCAGACAGGAGCGACCACAAAUCACAGACUUCCUAUUGUUUUUGUAGACUUGAUGGAGCGGGCUUUUCCGGAGGCGAAAUAAAAAACCACCCAGAGGCAGUUUUCACUGUCUGAAUAGUGCAAAUCGGCCGUUUGAUAGCUAAGCCCCCGUUCCAUCUCCAUGAAGACCUGCUACCCUCUGUGACUUGUUGAACAUGGCUUGCAUCAUGAUGCUCAUGCGCCAUUAAAAGAAAAUGUAUUUUUCUGUUAUUUCCUGCAUCCUUGAGUUGCUCUUAUUUGUUCUUGCCAAACUCGACUCCAGCAGCCAGUUCCCACGCCGUUCCUCCAUCACACACCAGUGAUCACGCCAUUCCUCCAUCACACACCAGUGAUCACGCCAUUCCUCCAUCACACACCAGUGAUCACGCCAUUCCUCGAGCCCGAGACGGGAUUCUCCCGUCAGCAUCGUGAUUCUGCUGUGCUCUUAGUGCUCUUGUUCUGCUGUUUCCUGCUUCCCUGAGAUAUCCUCCACCCUCAAAGUCUUUAAACAUCAGCAUCAUUUUCCCUCCAAGACCCCACCACGUGUGUGUUCGAUCACACCUUGGCCUCAAACACGACUGCCAGUCUGCGUCACGAUGCUGCUUUGGUCACUGUACCGGCCAAUCAUGGAGCUGUGACUGUCUAUAUAUGAGCAGUACCGAACCACAGGCCUUUCCCCGGUGAGACUCAGAAUUCAGCUAGAAGAUCUGCCAUGCAAGGGGGGGGGGGGGGGGGGGGGGGGGCUGGAGACUAUAAUUCUGUAAUCUAGUGCUAAUAAACUAUAAUUGGAUAUUAUCUGGGCUCAUGAGAAUCCACAAAGACUUAGUUCCAAGUUGAAUAAAACAUCUCCUCGAUAAGAAAUCGUAGCAUUUCACCGGCGGACGUCCCGAGCCUCAACAAAUGCCAACCAAAACUUUGCUGACUGUCCAAAAUAACAUUCCAUUUUUCUGAUGUGCUCGUCAUCUCUCUGUAUUAAAAACCACAUCUCAUGAGCUGACUCGUAUCCAUGACUACUGCUGACUGAACACUGAACCGUUGCACUGAAAAGCCAGAUGUUUGCAGGUCUCAGCAGGUUUUUGGACCUUCCUGAAAAGAUGUUUAUAGUCCUUCAUAGAGCAGACACUUGGACUUGUCACAUGACCGUAUGGGUUGGAGCAAUAAUACUGCUGAUGGCCGACUUCCCUUUAACGACAGCAAACAAGCAUGGCGAGCUGCAUGACCUCACCCUUUUGGAAUGUGGCCAUUGGUACAUUUGUGUAUUUUUUUUACUGAUCUGUCACUAUCCCAGCUAAAAGGGAUCUAUUUAAGUACAACAAACACGAGUCUGAAGCAUGUAACAAGUGCUGUACUGUACCUGUAGCAAUGUUUAGAGAUGAUACACGUGUCAUAUAACGAACUGCUCCAUGUUUAGAGUGAUGGACAAAACUGUAUUUUUAUGAUGAACUAUGGUCUACAUAAUAGUUAGAUUUAUUGGGUAGUUAUUUGUUGCCAAAUCUAUAACGAGAAGUGAACUAUAUUUUUAGGCAGUUUCAACAGGCCGUGUGUUCCUCUGCUCCCUGUGAAACAGCAGCUUAUAACUUUAAUAAAAGUACUAAAAACA
Molecule: messenger RNA, 3812 nt
Organism: Nothobranchius furzeri (turquoise killifish)
Lineage: Eukaryota; Metazoa; Chordata; Actinopteri; Cyprinodontiformes; Nothobranchiidae
Gene: efhd1
Product: EF-hand domain family, member D1
Molecular function (GO): calcium ion binding
Source: RefSeq, a predicted model, not a curated record